AUGAAUGAAGAUUCUCCACAUGAUCUUGAUAAACGUGCAUCAGGUAACCUUUUAGAUAAAAUUCAAGAAUUUGAAUUUAUCUUUGUGUUGCAUUUGAUGUUCAAGAUGUUGCUUCUAAAUGAAUUGAACAAAGCUUUACAAAAGAAAGAUCAAGAUAUCGUCAAUGCUAUGGGAUUGCUUAAUCUUUUAAAGAGAAGAUUACAAACAAUGAGAGAGAGUAGUUUGGAGUCUUUGAUGGAUGAGGUUUAUUCAUUUUGUGGUAAACAUGAUGUUUUGAUUCUCGAAAUGACUGAAGACUAUCCAAGAUCGAAGCGUAAGAAGCCCGAAGUUUCAUAUUUACGUCACUUUCGUGUGGAAGUGUUUUAUGCAGUUAUUGAUUUGCAAAUUCAGGAGCUCAAUAAUCGUUUUGAUGUUGUGACUAGUGACUUACUCCUUGGUAUGGCUAGUUUGAAUCCGAUUGAUUCAUUUGUUAAUUUUAGAAAGAGAAGAAUAAUGAAGUUGGCCGAAUAUUACAAAAGUGAGUUUGGUGAUAAUCAACUACGAGAUCUCAGUUAUCAGCUCGAUAGUUUCAUUGUCUAUGCUCGAGAGUGUGAUAGCAAGUUUCUCAACUUGAAGAGGAUUAAGGAUCUUUCCAUGAUGAUGGCUCAAACAAAAUUGGAUCAAAAUUGGUCUCUAGUUUAUUUGUUUGUAAAGUUGACUUUGAUUUUGCCUGUUGCUACUGCAAGUAUGUAA
Solanum verrucosum is the source of this 732-nucleotide messenger RNA. RefSeq lists its product as uncharacterized. NCBI's taxonomy places the organism in Eukaryota, Viridiplantae, Streptophyta, Magnoliopsida, Solanales, Solanaceae. The coding region runs from base 1 to 732 and encodes 243 amino acids. The record is from RefSeq and is a predicted model, not a curated record. The transcript has a single exon.